This is a messenger RNA of Paramisgurnus dabryanus, 1697 nucleotides long. The record is from RefSeq and is a predicted model, not a curated record. NCBI's taxonomy places the organism in Eukaryota, Metazoa, Chordata, Actinopteri, Cypriniformes, Cobitidae.
ACACAUGUCUGCUGCCUUCACUUCUUCUUUCCUCCAGACAAGUUUAACACAGAUAAGAACUUGGUUGACUGUUUUUUGUUUAGGAGGCCUAGAAAAGUUGACAUCAACGAACUUGUUGAUUUAUGUUGAAUAGCCAAUGAGCAAUGACUUCAUGGAGAAUAGCUGUGAUAAUCUUUACUGUGAGUAUUCAACAAGUGUGGGGUGGAGAUGAAAUUACCGGUUAUGCUGGCCAAUCAGUUGUCUUAAAAUCUGGCAUGGACACAUCAUGGAACCUCGCCAAAGUUGAAUGGUCCAUCUUAAAAAAUACAACAUAUAUAGCAACUCUGAGAGAUGGCGUGUUGGCAGUAAACAGGUUUUGGAGAUACAAGGGGCGCCUUGAGCUCAACAAUAAAACAGGAGAUUUAACUAUUAAAAAUGUGAGAAUAGAUGACAGCAUGAUAUACACUGUGACCCUGGUAAACAAAAGUGAAACGCGGGAAGAGAAAAAAUUUUAUCUAACAGUCAAAGAACAACUCAAAAAGCCAAAUAUCAUACAAGUGUUCAGUUCCCUCAAGAAGGGGCAAUGUCACUUCCUACUUAUGUGUAAUGCAUCUGAUGAAAAUGCCAAGUUGUCCUGGACGCCUUUGAGUGGGCUCGAUGUAUACUAUAUUUCAGGAUACGCAGACAUCACCAAGCCUAUUCUUUGGAUGGAAUUCAGUGGCAACAGAAAUGUGACCCUAAAUUGCAUUGCCUCCAGUGGUCAACAGACUGAGUCCAAGCAAAUAACAGUGGGAUGUGUAGAGGAGAUCAUAAUGCCAGAACCUCACCGUUCAUGCAGUUGUGCUUCCAUGGUUUUGUGGUGGAUUUUGUGUACAGCUGCUGUGAUUAUUCUCUGUGGUUUACUAUAUGCUAAAAAAGAUAAGUUGAAAGCAGCCUGGGUUGAUGGUCCUCUCCAUGUCUUUCAGUGUCUAUUCAAAUGUUAAAACCUAUACUGCAAAAACAAAGUUUUUAAAAUAAAUUAAUUAUUAAAACAUAUAUAUAUAUAUAUAUUUUAAAUAUAUUUUAAAAUAUACAAAAAAUGUUUUGGAAUACGUUUAAAAAAUACAAUUUUCACAAAUAUAUUUUUGCCCAUUUUUGUGUAUUUUGAAAUAUAUUUAAAAUUUUAAAUCAAGGGAAAUAUAUUUACGUCACACUGAAAGAAACAUGACAGGUUUAAAAAGGAUAAAAUUAACUACUAAUUUUCAACUUCAAAAUAUAUUUUAUAAAUUAGAUUUAGCAUAUAAUAAUUACUUGUAAGCAUAUAUUUGAAACAUAUUUUUGGCCAGAGAAAUUAUAAUUUUUUGCACGCUUCAUGCCAAACUAGGGCUGUCACUUUUGAGAAAAAUCAAAUUUGAACGGAUUUCGAAUAUCAUGCAAUGUAUCCAAAUAAAUACGAAUAACUGGGCACCUCCCACCCCCCCGGCGCGCAUCAAAAACCCACCGUAAUGGAGAUUCAAUCACAAAAUUAUUAACAGUGACAGUCAUAAACUGGGCUGUCUGGAUUACCUUUUUACUUAAUGUUUGAAACAGCAGGUUAUCAACGUAUGAAUACAAAACUUAUAUAUGAAAAAACGAUUCAGAACAGUUACAAACAAUAACGUGACAACUAGGGAUGUUAACCGAUGACCGUUUGACCGAUGGUUGACCGUAUCAACGUUAACCGGUCAAAGUUGUCGGUU